Molecule: messenger RNA, 291 nt
Organism: Perkinsus marinus ATCC 50983
Lineage: Eukaryota; Perkinsozoa; Perkinsida; Perkinsidae
Exons: 1
Source: RefSeq, a predicted model, not a curated record
AGUUGGAAAAUGCUUUCACUUCGACCCUCCUUUGUGGUUCCGCUGGGGUCGGUUGGUAACCAAUAGAUGGGCAUUCAUCCCUUCCCUCAUCGGAGUCUUGAUGUUAGCGGCUCUCUUUGGUUGGUCCAGCUCGCAUCUGCGGCUGACUGGUGAUGUUAAGCAGUUCGAUCCUCGAGGGUCGAGCUUGGAGCGUGUAGGCAACGCUAUUGCACGAAGCUUCCCCGAAGGGAUUACUGCUCCUUAUAUGUUGGCUUUUGAAUCGACUUCAGCGGCGACAGUAUUGUCAGAACC